AUGUUCUGGGGUAGAGCUCUGGGCCAGGUCUCUGAGCUAGGGCUCUGGACUAGGGCUAUGGCUAUGGCUAUGGCUAUGGCUAUGGCUAUGGCUAUGGCUAUGGCUAUGGCUAUGGCUAUGGCUAUGGCUAUGGCUAUGGCUAUGGCUAUGGCUAUGGCUAUGGCUAUGGCUAUGGCUAUGGCUAUGGCUAUGGCUAUGGCUAUAGCUAUGGCUAAUAACUUGCUUUUUGUAGACUAG
Bursaphelenchus okinawaensis is the source of this 237-nucleotide messenger RNA. The record is from the annotation of a GenBank genome assembly. Lineage: Eukaryota; Metazoa; Nematoda; Chromadorea; Rhabditida; Aphelenchoididae.